AUGGUGAACAGCUUAUGGUUCAAGUGGAAGGCUCUGCGUCUACCCUGGAGGAAAUCUAUCCUGGUCGGUCAGGAUCUCGCCGGCAACACCUUCUGGGAGUUCAAAGAUGUCUUGAACGCAGCCCGCUACCGCCGAAUCGUCCGAUUUGAUCCCAAAACACAUUUCAGUGAUGUUCAAGUGACACCACAAUGGCACCAAUGGCUACGGCAUGUCCGACAAAACCCUCCGAGUAUCGAAGAACAGAAGCAGGAUCUCGUCCGCCAAGCGCAAAUGAAAGAACUCGCUCGACUCGCCGACGAACGCUGGGCCAGCAAAGCCUCAGUGCUGGAUAAGCCCAACACGCAACCUGGAACAGCGAAUCAGCAUGGUGGGCCCAGUUUGAACUAUCCUACUGCCAACAGCCAAGCUACACAGGAUGCGCCGGCACCCGCCACCUCACCCAAUCUGCCACAGCCAGAGACUGCCUCUACACAGCCAGAGACGAAAAAGGAAGAGAACCCAUGGGCCAAGGCCAGCAGGAAUAACCCAGGCGAGGAAUGGCAGCCGGAAGCAUGGUCUCCUAGUUCCAAGCGGUAA
Messenger RNA from Penicillium nucicola, 576 nucleotides. RefSeq lists its product as uncharacterized. Gene Ontology annotation, biological process: mitochondrial respiratory chain complex I assembly. The transcript is spliced from 3 exons. Gene Ontology annotation, cellular component: membrane. Lineage: Eukaryota; Fungi; Ascomycota; Eurotiomycetes; Eurotiales; Aspergillaceae. Bases 1 to 576 code for a protein of 191 amino acids. The record is from RefSeq and is a predicted model, not a curated record.